GCCGCCGCAGUCGCACACAGUCAUUCGUGUAGUGUACGCGUGUACGUCGACGAGUGUGUUCGUUGUGUUAUUCUCGUCCGCGACGUGUAUUUUUUUUUUUCAUUUUGAAUGUAUAAUAAUAUAACAUUAUAAAUAUUAUAUAUAUCAUCGAUAUAAAAUCGUUAAUUUUUUUUCGACUGUACCGACGCGCGUGUUUCGACUGUGCGCGUAUUAUUCGUAUUUCGUGUGCGCGCUCGUUCUUCUCGACAUACCUACCAAAGGUAUUUACGAUAUUAAUCGUCGUAGAGCAUGCUUUUAACGCGCGCCAUGAUACGCGUUUAAACACAAAGUAUUUAAUCAUCGUGAGUACGUGAAUUUUAAGUGGUUUUUUUUCUCUUCUUUCUUUUUUUUUUUUUUUUUUGGUUUGCGUUUUAAAUCCGUUUUCAGUCGUUUGUUCACUCGAGCCGGUGUUUGGAUACGUUUCCGCGAGUGUUCCCGUAGCAUGCGCGAUUUUCACAGAUUUUCCAACGACCCGUACCGGUGUGUUGAUGGUGUUGUCGUCGACGCGGUCCAGCCGCGACACAUGCCGUCGUCGACACGGCCGCAGCGGCCGCCGGUGAUUGUCGUCGCACGAUCGUCCGCACACUGUGGCCAUGACGUGUUGGCAUUGGACGCGGCGAUAUGAGUACCGUCGUCGCAGUCGACCAGUGACUGGAGCAUCACCGAAAUCGGUAGCAUCAGUAGUAGUGGUAGAAGUAGGAGUAGCAGUAGAAACAGUAGCGAGAACGGCGUAAGACACGAGCCCUCGGCGCGGAAGAGGCGACGGAGAAAACGAAGACGACGCCGAAGACUACCGACGGACGACUCGACCGGCGCGGUCGAGAUGGAAGACGACCACCAAAACGAUCAGCAGGUGAACAACCCGCACAUAAACAAGGUGCUGAAAACGUACCAGAUGAGCGCGCCCAGGAGCCUGCAAGGGCCGAACUCGGUGCUUGACGAACCGUCCGGCGCCGCGGUGGCCGUGUGCUCGCCCAAGGCGCCGAUGGCCGGCGGCGACACCGAGUCCGGCGGCGGCGGCGGCCGGAAGACGCCGGCGCCGGCGCCGCCACCGCCGCCGCCGCUGCACCCGGUGCUGUACGUGCCGGACCAGUCGGGGUGCGAGCUGUUCGAGACGGAGCUGGAAUGGGAGAAGAUCGCCUGCUUCAUGGUGGGCGGCGAGAUGCGGCUGUGCCUGCCGCAGAUCCUCAACACGGUGCUCCGGGACUUCACGCUCACCCAGAUCAACCAGGUGUGCGACGAGCUGCGCAUCUACUGUUCGCGGUGCACGCCCGAGCAGCUGGACAUGCUCAAGCACUGCCAGAUACUGCCGGUGACCGCGCCGUCGUGCGGCCUGAUGACCAAGACGAACGCCGAGCGGCUGUGCUUCGCGCUGCUCCACCGGAUCCCGCCGCCGGCGGCCCCGGUGCCCGAGGACGUGGUCACGUUCUCGUUCGAGGUGUUCCACGACGUGUUCGGCAAGACCCGGGGCGUGUGCAUGCCCGAACUGUACACCGAAAAGUUCUCGGCGUGCAUACAGUGCGUCGAGUGCAAGGCGCUGUUCGCGCCCCAGCGGUUCGUCAACCACAUACACCGGUUCACGGGCACCAACUCGUGCCACUGGGGCUACAAGCGCGAGAACUGGAAAGCGUACGUCAAGGUGUCGCACGGGCACCCGGACUACGCGCAAGUGGUCAACCUGUUCGAAACGUUCAAGGAGCAGAUCGACGAGUCGGCCACCGCUCACUUUUCGUCGAGGAAACGAAAGCAGUUGAUGGAACUUGUGCCCGUUUCUUGUACGGUUCGUCCGUCCAGAGCCGAGACACCGCCGCCGUCGCUGAAGAGGACAAAGCUCGAAGACGCGCCGCCCGCGGUGCCUACGGCGGCCUACUAUUCGGCGCUGGGCAUGGCGCCCACGCUGCCUAACUACAUGGUGGACCCAUUUCACUAUUUCUACGGUGCUUGGGUUCCGCCGCCUGCGGCCAUGUACAUGAACAAUACGCAUCAUCUGUACAGAAACGACAGUUUGAUAAAGAGGGAGAGACCGCCCAGGCUAGUGGACCCACAAAAAGUCAUAUCGCACACGCAGUCAGAACAAUUCGGCCGGAGUUUUCAGCCGAACGUCGCGUUGGCGCCUCCCACUAAACACAACGGCAAUGCUAACGCCAGCAAUAUCCUGAACCAUCAUCACAACCAUCACUAUCAAAAUUCCAACAACGUCAACAAUAACAAUAACAAUAACAGCAGCAAUAACAACAACAACACUGCCAAACCGACGGUGAAGUUCAAAGACAAAGACGACGGCGAACAGGAAAACAAAGAUAUUAUCCCGACUCAAGAGUCCGAUAGGAGAUACAACAGUGUCGCCGCCAGUGUCAUGGAACAAGUGGCCGCUGUUUUGGAUGCCUUGAGCGAUGCAAAGGAGACUACGCGACAACAAGUGAUCGGAUUGGUAGAGCGGAUUGCUCUGCGGCUUGAAAAAGUCGAAUCGAAAAAUCAGCAACUCGUCCGAGAGAACGAAAUACUUAAGAACCAAUUGAACACGAAGAGGCAUACGAACAAAGAAGAUCCGUUAAUAGUAGACGACUGUACGAUGAUUAAAUGGGAAAACAACGGUGGUAUUGAUCAAGAACUUAUUAAAUCCAAUAGUUUGCCAUUAAUGAACAAGAGGUGUAGUCCAGUAUCAGUGAUAACCUCACCACCAUGUCAACCCAAAACACCUCCACCUCAUAAUCUGCAGUCAAAUAUCAUGGCCACCACCACUGCUACUAUCACAGCCACCUCAGUGUUGAUCAAAUCGGAAUCCAUCGACUGAUUAUUAUAAUUGCAGCCUGUUUUUUACUUAUUAUUAAUUAUUAUUAUUUAAUUUAAUAUUGCUACCACCGACAAUUGAUCUCUCCUUAAAAAAAAAAUAAAUAAAUAAUAAAAGUAAAAAAUAAUAUGUAUAAAUUAUACAAGCUUUUUAUAACAUUUAUUCAAUACUACAAGUAUAAUAUAUGUACAUAAAUAUAUAUAAAGUUAUAACAAUAAUUGGCAUUAUUGUUAUUAUUUUAUGUCUAACAAUAAUAUGUUGUUGAAUUUUCUUGUCUUAUGUAAAUAAUCUGAUUUUAAAUAUUGUUAAUUUGAUUUUCUUAAUUUCCUGACAAUUUCUUCUUAGUUUGUAAAAUUUAAUUUUCUUUUUUGUUAUGAAUUUUUAGUUUAGGAUUAUUUUUAUUUAUUUAUUUGAUUUUUUUUUUGUUAUUCGUUUUAAAUUAUUUAUGUUAAAAGUUGCUGUGCCAAUUUUUUGUUUGUUUUUAUUUUUCAAUAAUUAUUAGAGAAAAAAAUAGGAAUGAUAUAAUUUGAAAAAAAAAAUAGAUCAUGGUUAUGAAAGAGCUCAAUUUAAUACUUGAUUUUCCAAUAUUUGUAGGGCGUUAUUAGUUGACCUGUAAAAUUUAAAAACAUAAUAUUUUCUGUUAAGUUACAUAGAAACUUUGGCAACCGAUUAAAGCAGUACAUUGACUCAACAACCAUUUUGGAAAUUUUUUGUUAAAUGCUGAGGUUUCUUUUCAUUUUCAACAUAUUGUAAUUAAUGGAAUAUUUUGAUAAUACGUGCUUUUUUAAUACAUUUAAUUAAAUAGUAAAUGAACGAAUUUGUAUACAUAAUUUUAAUAUUAACUCACGAAAAAAAAAACAAUAUUAAUUUGGAAAAAGUCAGUAUUCCUAAAUUUUUUUUUGCAGUGUCUAAUUAUUAUUUAUUUGCAUACAUAUUACAUAUAAUAUCGCACCAAAUAUAAUAAUAAAAAAAGCAAUCACGUAUAAGAUAAUAUUUAUACAUUUCCUAGUACUUUAAUAUACACAUAAAAGUAGAUAAAGUUUAAUGAUUUUAAGUUGACAACGUAGAAUAAGUAUUAUGUUUUAAAAUAUAUGUAUAUAUUUAUAUAUAUAAAAAAAAUUAUAAUUAUGAUUAUAGUUUGGAAGAACAAUAUACCCUUUUCCCUCGGGCUAGAGAAUAAUUCAGUACAAAUUAGUAAGUGCCUUAAUUCUGCAAUACUAUACACUAACCUUACAUAAAAAAAAAAAAAAAAUUAAAAAUAAUAAGCAUAAAUAAUAUAAUAUAGUUUAUGUAUGUUUCGCAUGCACUAUAAUAAUUAUCGGAUUUUAUUAGGCUUAUAAAAAAAAAGAGAAAAAGAAUGUUAUUUUAGAAAUCAUGGUAGAUUGAUUUAUUAUUAAGUGAGUUUUUUUUUGUUAAUGUUGGCGUGCAUUGUUGUGUCAUCCAAAAAAUUUUUCAUUAUGUCUAAUGUAUUUCAAGUAUGCAAAUUAAUAAUAAGAAUAUUAGUACCUAAUAGCAAUGUGUAUCAAAUAUAACAUGCAGGUUGAUGAAAAAUAUGUAAUUCUAUUAAAUUUAACUAUACCUAUUAUUGUUUAAUUAAAAAUAAUAUAGUAUGUUACCACACAGUUUUAAUAUGUACCUGAUGUGAAAGCCAGUAGGUAAUUUAUAUAUAAAAUAUAUACUAUUAUAAUGUAUAUUAUAUAGGUAUACUUAAAGAUUUUUCAUACAAUUUUUACAAACAAUGAAUAUUAAGAUCCCCUUUUUUUCUUUUAUGUAUUUAAGUAAAUGUCGAGUCUUCCUUAAAAAAGAAAACAUAAAAAUGAGCAAAUAACUCGAAUUCUGUAAUAAAUUAAACAUUUUCAUGCUGUAUCAGUUUAUUUUUUAUUUCUAUCUUGUGCAAUUUAACUAAAUGAUGUCGAAACACAAUGAUAAUAUAUCGUAAAUAUAUUUAUUAGUUGUAAUAGUUUGUUGAAUAUGUAUAUUUAAUAUUUACUAAAGGAGUAGAAUAAUAUAAUAUACCUAAUAUUAUAAUAGUAUAACACAUUUUUAUUCAACUUGACUGGAAAUCAAAAACAACCAUUGUGUUCACAUAAAUUUUUCUCAUUAUUAUUUAAUGUUAAUUGACAAAACUGUGUAAUAAUAUUGAUUUUGAAAUUUUAAUGUUCUUAUGUAUAUUUUGUUGUUGAUGUACAGACUUUUUUUUUGUAACUUAGAGUUUUUCUAACUCUGAUAUGAAAUGAAAUAUUUAGCUAUUUCAUUUUACUAUCAUUAUUAUUAUUAUUAUUAUUAUUAUUAUUAUUAUUUUUUGUAAUGAUGUUAAGUUUUUUUAAGUAACUUAUAUUAGGUAGUUUUUUAACUGUGCCAAGCUUUGUUAGCACUUUUUAAGCAAAACCGAGUCAUUAAUUUUUUUUUUUUGUAUAUAUUAUACUGCCUGUACCAAAUACAUUGUAUCAUAAUAUACAUGAUUAUAUGGUGUA
Molecule: messenger RNA, 5304 nt
Organism: Aphis gossypii (cotton aphid)
Lineage: Eukaryota; Metazoa; Arthropoda; Insecta; Hemiptera; Aphididae
Gene: Snoo
Product: ski oncogene
Exons: 6
Coding region: 863-2833 (656 amino acids)
Biological process (GO): negative regulation of BMP signaling pathway
Cellular component (GO): nucleus
Molecular function (GO): SMAD binding; RNA polymerase II cis-regulatory region sequence-specific DNA binding; DNA-binding transcription factor activity, RNA polymerase II-specific
Source: RefSeq, a predicted model, not a curated record